Messenger RNA from Amoebophrya sp. A120, 3573 nucleotides. Lineage: Eukaryota; Dinophyceae; Syndiniales; Amoebophryaceae. The record is from the annotation of a GenBank genome assembly.
GAACUCUCUUCUCAAACUGGAAACCGACUUGUUGCGUGAAGAAGGACCAUAUCGCAAUCAACAGUCAGCACGCAGCUGAAAACAAGCUUGUAGGAUUUACCAAGGUGCAAGCCUUAUCCAGAAAGAUGCAGGAAGUCGUCGUUGUCGUUGACCCGUAUUCCAGCGGGAAAUACCUGGUCCAGGAACUGAAGGACCAGAGCUGGCCGAUGGUGGCCAUCCAGAGCUCCAUGGAACUGGCUCCCUUCUGGCUGCAGCAGCUGGAGUCGCAGUACUUCGUCGAGUGCAUCGUGCACGAAAGUCUCGAGAAGACCCUGGAACAGCUCGCGAAGUACAAAGUCAAGGCAGUCACGCCGGGAAGUAUAAUACUGUUCUUUGCACAUAAAAAUUUUUGGCAAAGUUUUUCCGGAUUCAUUUUCGCGUGUCGCGGUAGAAGUUGCACGUGAGAAAGAGUCUCGAAAAGAUCACAAAAAACAAUCCAAAAACGUAAAAUGCGCAGGUGAACCCGGCGUUUUUCUUUCCGAAGACCUGCAGGAAGGACUUGGCUUGACGGAAGUUAACGGUUCUGAGACCAAGAUGUGGCGGCGACACAAAUUCAACAUGCAGGAGCGGCUGCGCGAGGUGGGCGUGCGAGCCAUCCGUCAGAUCUACGCGAAAGACGCAGAGGAGGCGCUCGAAUGGCAAGUGGACAAAAACAAAGGGUUGUGGCCGAUUAUCGUGAAGCCAGGUACAAUUAGGAAGUUUUUGCGUUGUCGUGUAGUGACGAAGCAAAUAAAAUCUUGAUGAAAAGUGGAGCAGUGAUUUAGUAGAGUUCUCGAUCGAUAGUGUUGAAAAACAGCCAUGUCUGGCGGAACCGAUGGCGUGUACUGGUGCCACUGUCCCGAGGACGUGAAGGCGGCCUUCGAAGCCGAGUGCGGCAAGGUCAACGUGAACGGCGAACUGAACGACUGCCUCUUGGCGCAGGAGUUUUUGGACGGGACGGAAUACAUUGUUGACUGCGUCUCCCACGACUCGAAGCACGUGCUCUGCGGUAUCUGGCAAUACAAGAAGGUGCACGACACGAAGACGAAGUCCAUUUCCUACCACCACGGACGCAUGAUUGCCUCCACGGGGGAGGUGCAGGAUCAGCUUGUUGAGUACUACAAAGCUUGAAUUUGGACGACGAGAGUUUAUUUUACAGCAGAGAACAAAAAUUUUGUUGUUGUUCACUGCUGUUUGCGGGGGCAUUUCAUCGGCUAAAAUAAAGUGCUCUUGGCUCAUGUCAUGAUACAUGUAUGUUGGUUGAUCUACUUGAUGUUGAUUUGCAAAGAACAUUCCCAUCCCCGAAAUAAAGGUACAUGUUCCAGUGCCUGGACGCGCUGGACAUCAAGUACGGGGCGUCCCACGGUGAGGUUAUCAUGACCGUCGAUGGACCGUGCCUCGUCGAGGUCGGUGCGCGCAUGCAGGGGCUGAAAGGCCCGAUGCUGACGGGCAUGGCAACCGGGGUGUCGGUGCAGGAGCUUGUGGCAGACGUCCUGGUGAACGGCGCGCGCUUGCAUUCCGUGCUGCACUCCCAGAACUUCCGCUACGUGCAGAAGAAGUUCUGCGCCCAGUGCAUGUUCCACAACCCGCGGACGGAAGGUAUUUUUUAGGGGUCGUGCUGUUGUUCUUUGUGAUAUGUUGCCUGUUGUCCUCGUCCGCUUCAGUGCUUUUUUUUUAUGACAGAAGUACGAAUGUCUGUGUCAAUCGUUGCCGGCAUUAUUUGCAUGAAUGAUGUAGUUCUGCGAACUGUUACUCUGUACAGGUACCCUUUCGCGCCCAAUCGACGCGGAGGGGUGGGUCCGUGACUUGCGCAGCUGCAUCGGCGUUUUUCCCACGAUCAAGGUGGGCGAGCAGUUGGUGCCAACGCGGGACCUCGCGUCCUCCCCGGGGGCGUUUCUCCUUAUCCAUGCCAACGAACAAGUGGUCACCGACGACGAGGCCGCCGUGCGGAAAAUGGAAUGUAUGGAAAUGAUGUGUUUCAGCUUUUUUUCGAUUUUUACCUGGUGUAGCAACAUUCAUAUCUGCUCGUCUGCCGCGUGUGUGUGGUACUUGCCUACGACGUUUUAAUAUCAAAAGGCUGAUGCAUGAUCAUGGCGCCUUCGAAAAUUUCAACAAUUUCAGCAAAAAAUAACAGCGGAGGACCUGUUCGUGGUGAACGCCCCAGAGACCCCCGUGGACCAAAUGAUCCCGAGUCCGGGCAGGAAAUUGUCGCACCACGUCUCGCCCUACGUGGUCAGCCCACGGCAGGAGUUCUGCCGCGACACCGCGGACGACGCAUUCGACGCCAACCUGCACGAAUUGGAGCUCAACUUCGAGUAUCAAACGUAAAAAUGUCUGGGUCUGGAAGAGUCAUGCUGUUUUUGCAUGACACAGAAGGUCUCGCAUGGAAGCUCUAGCAUCACAGGUUUCGAGAAGCUUCCGCAAUGCCUAAUCCGCAUGACAAAUGCCCCACUUUGGUGACAGAAAGUGGGCAGCUUUUGCUACCUAUGCAUGAGAGAUUUUUUUUGUGUUCUGAAAUGCGCAUCACAAGUCUGUAUUCUUCCAGACCCAGACAUAUUUGCAAUGCAUAUCGAGGACGCUGCGGACCCGCUGAACGACACGAAGGUGGAUAUCCUGAGUAAAAACGUCCCCACCCCAGAGUUGUGAUGCAGAUCUGCAAGCACAAGAGCGUUUGUAAUGCGCGCUCCCAUGAGGGGCAUUCACAAUCGUGUUGUGGAACUUGUAAUGCUGCAAACAGCAUAAGGAGAUCGAUUUGUUAUGCGGCUUCCCUUGCUACACUGCACUACACUACAGCCUGCAAUUUGUCAUGCGUGGUUCCCAAAACUGCAAGGGUUGUGUUGCAAAAUCCCCAUCCUGACUCUGGGGUGGGGACGUUUUUACACAGGAUAGUGGAGGCCCGGAUUUCCCGCCACUCCAACGUGUCCGGCCGGGACUCGCGGGGGCCGUCGGUGGUCUCCGGCCGGGUCAGCGGGGGGUUGCUGGCCAGUCCCGAGAAACAAGCCAAAAUCUCCGUCACCAGCAACAGCUUCGCGGACUCCCCCGCCCUGGUCGGUGCAUAAUAGCAGAAACUGCACUAAGUAAAUUCUCUACGUACAGCUGGGAGCUGCAUAGAGAAAGUCGUGAGUACCAACGAUGAAGAUCAUGAUUAUUGUACAUUGAUUUAUGUUUGUCUUUGUUCACGAUGACAGCGCGAGACUACCCACAAACCUCACAAGCGAAAGGAGUGCUAAAAUUAAUUUUUCAACCUUGGCCUAAGUCAUCUCGUCGUUUCAAAAUGCUACUUUCUUUUGUUUCGUGAUGAAGACAUCACAAAAAAUGGUGCGCAUUGAGUGUAAAACACAUGACGAAUGUUUGGUAUGUAAAUUAAAUUUCGCAAGAGCAUGCUGAUUUGCAUCGCCGUAUUUUGUACAAUAAAAGAGCCUGCUGCAAGGAGCUGCGUGCUACUGUCUGAAGCUAUUGGUGAUCUUCCUGUGAAAGAUAGAACGUACAGUAAUGUGCCCAUGAUUCGACAAGGAAAAGCACCAUGUGUGUGCGUGCCAAGUGGCUACACGAGAU